Messenger RNA from Paramecium tetraurelia, 1287 nucleotides. RefSeq lists its product as uncharacterized. NCBI's taxonomy places the organism in Eukaryota, Ciliophora, Oligohymenophorea, Peniculida, Parameciidae. The transcript is spliced from 3 exons. The record is from RefSeq and is a predicted model, not a curated record.
AUGUUAAACUCAAAGAAGUUCAUUAAAACAAAUCAGUUAACUGAAUUAAAUAAUUUUCUACUUUAAGUUAAGCAAGCAUUUCUAACAGAUGAUUUCCAAUAGGCUAUUGAAACUACAAAUGUAAAUGACAAUAAAAUUCCAUUACAAGAGAUUCUUCUAAAUAACAUUCCUUAAGUAAAGUAGGAUUAAUAAAAGUAACCUACUUAAUUACCUACGGAUGAAAUUUAACAUUUACUCUAAGGAUUGACAACUCUAUUGGAAAAAAAUUUAUAAGAAUCUCAUGAUUUGUAUCAGAUAUUCUAAUCCAAUAAGUAAUUUAACAGUAAAGGUGAAAAUUCUAAUUCUUCUUUCAAAUAUUAAAAUGAAGAAAAUGUUGAAGAAUUGCAAGAAGAAAUCAAGUAAAACGAAAUACGAUUAUUGUAAAUGCAAAAUUCAAGACUAUUGAGUAAAAUUGAGUCUCUAAAUGAGUAAAUUACUUAGCUAGAACAGGAUAUACAUGAGAACUCUAAAGAUUAACGAUAAUUGAUCAGUUUAAUUAAUUCUACAUAUUGUAUUUAGAGAGUUCAAUAUACAGUUAAAUAAAAUACAAAUGUAAUUUUAAGCAAAGUAAAUGAAGAAGAAAUAGAGUAAGGAGUCUUUGUCAUUGUUGACGAUUAAAUAAUCUUAUCUCCUUCUUAUCUCGAUGAAAAUAAAAUGAUUCUGAAUAUUUCUUAAAUUUUAGAUGUCACUUAUUAAAAUGAUUUAUAGAUUACAAUUCAUUAUAACGAGGGUAAAUUAAUUUUAAUUUUGGAAAAUCACUAAGAAUUUGCAAAGAUAGAUUUAUCUUUAUGGUCAAUCCUAAGAAAAAAUAUCAGUAUAAAUUAAGAGAAAUUGUUUGAGAAUAGCUUAUUUGAAAGACCCUUCAGAUAAGAAAUCAAUAUAGACUAUAAGAAAUUAAAGGAGCAAUUAUCCCACAUAAUUCCAUGGAUGGAAUAGGAUUAGAAAUAAUAAUAACAAUAAUAAUAGUUCACAUUAAAUUUCAAAAACUCUGACCAUUUUCCUGAAAUUCCCUAGAGCAAUAAUAUACAAUUGCAAUCUCAUUAAUCACCUGAAUUAAGAAGUACAUUACCAAAGCAAAUGAUUCAAAUUAAUUAAUAAACUAAAUUAUAACAUGCUCUGCUUUAAUUAAAGUAGGGUUUUUCCAUGAUUAAAUAUUCGGAAGGAUAAAGAAAGCCAAAUAUAAAGAUCAUUUAUUUGACUGAAAAUGAAUAAUAUAUCAAAUGGAAAGAACGAAUUACAACCGGGUGA